This is a messenger RNA of Saprolegnia parasitica CBS 223.65, 4675 nucleotides long. The record is from the annotation of a RefSeq genome assembly. Lineage: Eukaryota; Oomycota; Saprolegniomycetes; Saprolegniales; Saprolegniaceae.
AUGCGUCGGCUCGGUAUCAAACGUCGUGUAGGCAAGACCGAGACGUCGAAAGACCUCGCGAAAGCACUCGCGAUCCAGUGCAUUGUCUUCAACUGCUCGGACCAGAUCGACUACAAGACGAUGGCCAAGCUCUUUUGUGGCCUUGCCCAGUGCGGGUGCUGGUCCUGCCUCGACGAGUUCAACCGCAUCGACAUUGAGGUGCUCUCGGUUAUCGCACAGCAGCUCACGCUCUUACGCCGCGGUCGCUUGGCCGGCGCCGCCGACGUCUCAUUCGAAGGCCGCGUGAUCACUUUGCGGGACCAUCACGUCAUUGUAACGAUGAACCCUGGCUAUGCCGGUCGUACCGAGUUGCCCGAUAAUCUCAAAAUUUGCUUUCGGCCAGUCUCGAUGAUGGUGCCCGACUACGCGCUCAUCGCUGAGAUCAUGCUCGUCGGCGAAGGCUUUGACGACGCGAGAGGCCUCUCGCACAAGAUCACCAAGCUCUACAAGCUCUGUAGCGAGCAGCUGAGCCAACAGCCGCAUUACGACUUUGGCAUGCGCGCGGUCAAGACUGUGCUUCUCAUGGCGGGCAGUUUCAAGCGGCAAUCAUCCACCACAGCCUCCAGCAGCUGCGAGGAUACCGUGAUCCUAAGGGCGCUGCGCGACGCCAACACGCCCAAGUUUACCACCAACGACCUCCGGCUCUUUGGUGCGAUAUUGCGCGACCUCUUUCCACUCAUGCACGUGCCCGAGUCCGUUUCGACGGCGCUGGAGGACGCGAUUGUGACGCAGACGCGGCUGCUCGGGCUCCAGGAAGUGGCCGCUCUCACGCGAAAGGCGGUCGAGCUCUUCGACAUGCUGCAAGUGCGCGUCGGUAUCGCGCUCACGGGGGAGACCGGCAGUGGCAAGACGACGAGCUACGAUCUGCUGCGCCGGUCCAUGGGCGACCUCCGCGACAACGCCGACAGCAGCGACAAGCGCUACCAGCGCGUCGUGCUCACGGUGAUGAACCCCAAGUGCGUGAGCUUGGGCGAGCUCUACGGCAGCUUCCACCCUAUCACGCGCGAAUGGAAGGAUGGCCUUGCCUCGGCGCUGCUGCGUGGUAUCAUUGCGGAUGCCAAGGCGUCUUUACCGUGGCUCGUCUUUGACGGGCCCAUCGAUGCAUCCUGGAUCGAGAACCUCAACACCGUCCUCGACGACAACAUGACGCUGUGCUUGGCGAGUGGCGAGCGCAUCCGGCUCCUUCCUCAUAUUCGCCUGCUUUUUGAAGUGGGUGACCUCGCGUCGGCGUCGCCAGCCAGCGUCUCGCGCCUCGGCGUCGUGUACUUUGCGCCCAUGACGCUCGGGUGGCGGCCGUUCGUUGAGUCGUGGCUCAACGAAACCCUCGGGUCCGACGUCGACCCCAAGUACGUGUCGCACAAGCUCCGAAGUCGCGUGAGCAAGGCGCUCGAGGUGUUCUUCGAGGCGCUGACGUCGGUGCAUCAGCGCCAGGUGUUGCCCACAUCGCACUUGAGCUGCGUCGUGCACGCGUGCGAAAUGAUAGCGCUGCUCCUCGAGAAGCAGAGCCGGUGGUUUCCCACAGCGACCGCCGAGAAGCAAGCCAAGUGCAUGGAUCUCCUCGUCGUCUUUGCAGUACAGUGGGCGUUCGGUGCCAACGUGCACGAAGACGAUGCGCCGGCCUUCAACGACCAGCUGCUGGGCAUCCUCAGCCAACAUCGAAGUCAGUUUCACGACAGCCUCCUGCACGUGGUCGGCAAGAGCAGUGGUGGGCCCAUGAGCUGCAACGGCACCGGCGCUCUGCGCACAGCGGCCGUUCUCUCGGAGUUUUGUAUCGACUUUGCGGAUCUUGGGUGGAGCCAUUGGGAGAACCACGUGCCGCCCUUCAAGUACGCGAUGCACGCGCCGAUUUUCAACCUGCUCGUGCCGACAGUCGACGUCACCAAGACGUCCUACCUCCUCUCGCUCCUGAUUGGCGGUAUGAAGCCUAUGCUACUGGCGGGCGAGACGGGCGGUGGUAAGACCGUCAUUGCGCACGCGGUCAUCGACGCCCUCGCCACGCACGGCGACGACGCGGGCAUCGGCGUCGUUCCCCUCUACAUGCACUUUUCGGCGCAGACGUCGAGCGCGGUGACCCAAGCCACGAUCGAAGCCAAGCUUGUCAAGAAGCGCAAAACGCUCCUCGGUGCACCCGUCGGUCACAAGAUCGUGCUCUUUGUCGACGACAUCAACCUUCCAGCGGCGGACGCGCACGGGUCGCAGCCGAGCCUCGAACUUCUUCGCCAGCUCCUGACGCACAACGGCGUCUACGACCGCGACAAGUACUUUUGGAAGGAGAUUGCCGACACGGUGCUCGUCGCCGCCGGUGGCCCGCCCGGCGGUGGACGUCAGGCCAUGUCGCCGCGGCUGCUGCGGCACUUUACGAUUGUGGCGCUACCCGUGGGUCGCGACGCUGCGAUGCGAACGAUUUUUCACUCGAUUGUGCUGGGACACGCCACGUCUCUCGCGUUUCCUCCGCCGCCGCGCGACACAGUGCUCCAGACCGUCGACGCGACGCUCAGGCUGUACGCGUCCGUAACGGAGGCGCUGCGGCCGACGCCAGCCAAGUGCCAUUACGUGUUCAACCUCCGCGACGUGGCCAAGGUGUUUGCCGGCAUCCUCCACACGCGGUCGGCGUGGACGACCGAGAGUAUCGUCAAGCUCUGGCUACACGAAAGCUUGCGGGUCUUCUACGACCGGCUCGUGAACGUCACGGACCGGGUCUGGCUCACGACGACGCUCAUUUCGCUCCUCAACAAGUGCUUUCGCGUCAAUUGGACCCACGACCAAAUCUUUGGCUCCGACGAUGUGAUUCCCGUGCUCUUUGGCUGCUACGGGUCGGGUACAAUCAAGGGCUACGAAGAGAUCACCGACAUGAGCUCCCUCGAAGCACUCUUGUCGUCGUACGUGGCCGAUUACAACACAUUUCGGACGCCAACGCUGCAGCUCGUCUUCUUCCGCGACACCAUUCUCCACGUCUCAUCCCUCGCGCGCGUCCUCCUCCAGCCGCGCGGCCACGCGAUGCUCGUUGGCGUCGGUGGCUCUGGGAAACGGUCGCUCGCGCGUCUCGCAGCCUCGAUGAUGGACAUGGCAUGUGUCGAGAUUGCAAUGGGCCGUUCGUACGGUCGCACCGAGUUUCGGGACGACCUCAAGAAGCUCUUGGUCGCGGCCGGCGCCAAAGGCAAAGAGACGGUUCUCCUUUUGCACGAGUCGCACCUGCAGUGUGACGAGUUUGUCGAGGACGUCAACUCGCUCUUGAAUGCUGGCGAAAUUCCACACUUGUUUACGCACGAAGAAGCCGACGCGAUCCAAGCCGACAUGAAGUCGGCGGUCGCGGACGCCGGCCUCGAAGAUACUCGGGCCAACGCCGAGAGCCUCUUUCUGCAGCGCGUCCGGAGCCUUCUGCACGUUGUCAUGUGCUUCUCGCCCGUCGGCCACGGGCUCCGCCUCCGGUGCCGGCAGUUUCCGUCGCUUCUCAACUGCACAACCAUCGACUGGUACGACGCGUGGCCAUCGUCUGCCCUCGUGGUUGUCGCCGAGAGCUACCUUGGCGACGUCGAGCUCGCAUCCGAGGCGGCGCGGACCGGCCUCGUCGCGAUGUUUGCGCACGUGCACGAGACGCUAAAGGAGGCCGCCGCCCAGUUUCUCGCAACGUGUCAGCGCCACGUGUACGUCACUCCCAAGGCGUACCUGGACGCGAUCCGCCUCUACCUGCGCAUGCUUGCGGAGAAGCGGUGGCAGGCCAAAGAGGCCUACGACCGUCUCUCGGCCGGUGUCGUCAAGCUCGAAGAUACGAACGAGCUUGUCGCGCGCCUCCAAGUCGAGCUCACCAAUCUCCAGCCCAUUCUCGCCGCCAAGGCCCUCGAAGCUGAGGCGCUUCUGAAGCAAGUCGCGAUUGACCAGGCGGAGGCCGCUAUCGUCGAGCAACGGGUGAGCCACGACGAGUCGAUAGUCAAAGCGCAGGCCGCCGACGUCGCCGAGUGCCAGGCCGACGCUCUGCGGGAUCUCGAAACCGCGAUGCCAGCGCUCAACGCUGCUGUCCAGGCGCUCGACUCGCUCGACAAGAAGGACAUUACCGAAGUCAAGAGCUUCACCAAGCCACCGCAAGCAGUCCAGGUCGUCAUGGAGGCCGUGUGCAUCAUGCUGGGCGAGAAACCGGAUUGGGACACGAGCAAGCGUGUGCUCUCCAAGCCGUCGUUCAUGGCCGAGCUCAAGGACUUUGACAAGGACAACAUUCCGCCCAAGACGCUCCUCCGCGUCAAAAAGUACAUUGAGAACCCCGAGUUUGCGGUCGACGAGGUCAAAAAAGUGUCGCGCGCCGCCAUGUCGCUCUGCAUGUGGAUCCACGCCAUGGACAUGUACGCGCGCGUGAGCAAGGAGGUCGCGCCCAAGAAGGAGCGGCUUGCCGUCAUGAACGCGACGCUGGCCGACGCCAACGCCAAACUUAACGCCAAGCAGACCGAGCUCGCUCAGGUCAUGGCGCGCGUGCGUGGCCUCCAGGCGCAGUGCGACGGCGUCGUCGCCGAGAAGAAGCGCCUCGCGGACGAAGCUGAGCUCACUCGCGCACGUCUCUCCCGGGCCGAGAAGCUCACGGUCGGGCUUGCCGAUGAGCUCGUGCGCUGGAAGCGAGCCUCGAGGUACAUCCGAACUGAAAUGAUAG